GAAAAAAAAGUCAGAGGAAGGAGGUUCCUCUCCGGAAGGGGUUAGACGGCGCACGGACAAGAUGUCGAGUUUCAGUAAAGCGGCUCAGCAAUGGGCUUCCUUUUCAAAGAUUUGGUAUUUGAUUGAUGCCAAGAUGCAACCACCUGGAAAGAUUGCUACAAUGUGUUCAGUCAGGCUACAGGGAAAACAUAAGCCUAUCUACCAUGCGCUGAGUGACUGUGGAGACCAUGUUGUAGUGAUGAAUACAAGGCACGUUGCGUUCUCUGGAAAUAAAUGGGAACAGAAAGUGUAUUCCUCUCAUAGUGGUUAUCCUGGUGGGUUUAAGCAAGUGACAGCUGCCCAAUUACACCAGAAGGACCCCACGGCAAUUGUAAAACUGGCUAUCUACGGAAUGCUGCCCAAGAAUCUGCAACGAAGAACCAUGAUGCAAAGGUUGCACCUCUUCCCAGAUGAGGUGAUUCCAGAUGAAAUCCUAAAGAACCUGGUGGAAGAACUUCCACAACCACGGCAAGUACCCAGAAAGUUGAAUGAAUUCACUCAAGAGGAGAUUAAUGCCUUCCCAAGACUAUGGACACCACCUGAUGACUACAGAAUGAAGUGAAUACAUUCCCAAACCAGGGCAAAGAUAAUCCACAGAGUUAUUUAUUUUUCACAAUGUUGGUUUGAAUAACUAAAAACUGCUUCAUUCUUUUGGUCUAUCUCUGACAUUGAUCUUAUUUGUUGAAUUCUUGUCGGAAAAUUAUUUGUUUCAAAACUUCAGUUGCUCAAGUUUUGUUUAAUAAUCAAAUCAAAGGAUAUGGAAGAAAAGCAUAUAAAUACUUUGCAGGUUCAAGGCAGGCUGAUGGUGAAUUCUUCCUGGAGUCAUAGUAUUACUUGAAGUUUUGUUCGUUUUUUGGAUGUAUCUUUGGCAAGGCCAGCAUUUGGCACCCAUUUCUGAUUUCCCUAGAGAAGGCUUACUAGACUAUUUCAAAGAGCAGCAAAGAGACAACCACACUGCUGUGGAUCUGAAGUCAUAAGAGGGGCUUAAGUCAUAUUUGAGUAAGGAUGGCAGAUUUCAUUCCCCAAAGGACAGGAGCCAUUCAGCCCAAUCCCUAUUUGCAUGGUCUGUAAACAUCAGCAAACACUUCCCAGCUUUCUUCAUAACAACCUAUUAGCAGGUCCUUUAUUCGUAUCUCUGUUUUAUCUCAUUUCCCCUAAUUAUGUUGUUGAUCUCAAAUACUCAUUGUGCUAGCACGUCCAAUAUUCUCACCACUCUCUGGGUAAAGAAGUUUCUCUUGAACUUACUGUUCUGUUUAUUGGUGAUUAUCUUAUAUUUAAGAGAAAUAAAUGAAGAGAGAAUAAUCUGA
Rhincodon typus (whale shark) is the source of this 1346-nucleotide messenger RNA. RefSeq names its product mitochondrial ribosomal protein L13 (gene mrpl13). The record is from RefSeq and is a predicted model, not a curated record. Gene Ontology annotation, biological process: negative regulation of translation; translation. Gene Ontology annotation, cellular component: mitochondrial large ribosomal subunit; ribosome. Gene Ontology annotation, molecular function: mRNA binding; structural constituent of ribosome. NCBI's taxonomy places the organism in Eukaryota, Metazoa, Chordata, Chondrichthyes, Orectolobiformes, Rhincodontidae. The transcript is spliced from 7 exons. The coding region runs from base 62 to 601 and encodes 179 amino acids.